This is a messenger RNA of Closterium sp. NIES-67, 2952 nucleotides long. Lineage: Eukaryota; Viridiplantae; Streptophyta; Zygnematophyceae; Desmidiales; Closteriaceae. The record is from the annotation of a GenBank genome assembly.
CUAACUUAGGGUCGAAACCUGAAGGUUCCACAGGCUAGGCCCGAUUGCCCGAACUCGCGAAUCUCGAGGCUUCGCGAUUCAGGGCGACUUCGAAGCGGCGCUUCGCGCAACUACUCGCGAAUCAUCGCGCAUCCCAGCUGUCGCUAGAGCCUCGCGCGCCUGGGUUCGUCGUCGUGCCUCGCAGUGACCGUAGGGGCUCGCGGGCGCGUUGCCUUCGCUUCUUCCGCCACCCGCACUCGCCGACCCGCCGUCCGCUCUCACCGCACGCACCUCCUCGCCUCCCCCUCCCCGAAAAGCCCUCCCGGCCGCCCGCCGCCCCGACCUGGCGUCCGCGGCUGCUGCCGCUCGCUUCGUCGCGGGUUACGGCGCGCGAACAACGCGCGACAGCUGCUGCUGCCGACGCUCAUGCUCCAUUCGCCUGCUGCGCCUGUCGCCUUCUUCCCCCGCCAGGCGUCGCACAAGGGUGGCGAUGGCGUCGCAGCGACGUCGCGCGGGCGAUGGGAGGAGCGAGAGUGGCGAUGAGGGGCAGGGAGAGGGCGAGCGUGUGAGUGGGGUUGGGGGUGAAAGUUGGGGUGCGGGCAUGGGGAGAGCGCAAGGGGAAAUUGGGGCGAGAGGGGGAGACGCGCGGGAGAGGGCGACGAGAGACGUCACGGGGGAGGGGCGAGGUGUGCGGGAGGAGGGGAGUGUGCGAGGCGGCAGGCAAGCGGCGUGGGGAGCGGCGGGAUUAGAAACGGUGGCAGCGCGCGAGUGCUUGGUGCUGGCGUGCGUGACGGCGUGGGUGGCCGCGCGGGCGGUGCUGAGGGGCGCGCUGCCUCCCGCUACAGUAGCGAGCAUGGUGGGCGUGUGGGCGGCAGGCAUUGGCACGGAGUGGAGCGGCAUGGGAAGAAGCUUCCGAGUGAUGCGACCCAGGCUAGGCGCGUCGUCCCCGGGGCUGCCAGGGCUGCACCUCGCACUUAUCACGCCCUCUGCUGCCAUCGCUGCUGUCUGCUGCCUGCACCGCGCUGCACCGCUCUCAACCCCCCCCUCGCCCUCUCCCUGGCUGCUGCUGCUGCUGCACGCAUCCCUGGCGUCUGCACUGGCUGCUGUGGCCGGCACUGUAGCAUCUGCUGGCAGCACUGUAGCAGACACUGUAGCAUCUGAGCACUUUACACAGAGAGGGGAAGAAGUGGAGGAGGAUAGAGGAGGGGAGAAGGGGGAGGGGAGAGGGGAUGGAGGGGGCAGGAGGGGGGGCGUGGGAGGCGAGGAGGGCAGCACGGAGGGGCGCAUGGGAGCAGCGGUGGCGGCGUUUGAGAGGCGCUUUUUUGGGGGAUGGAUGGCGGCGGGCGCUGCUGCUGUGGCGCUGCUCUCUCACUGCUAUGCUGGCGUGGACUGGCAGAUAGGCGCAGCUAGCCUCAUCGCCCUCCACCUGCUGCUCUCCGCCUGCCUCCUGCGCACCCUGCUGUUGAAGUUUCCUCGCAGCUUCACUCCUGGCGAGGCCUUGCUGCUGGCUCAAGGCACAUCGCUGUAUGCCGCUCAUGCCAUCGCUCUCACCCUCUCGCAGGUGCUGCCACCCCAUCUGUUGCCGCCCGGCCUUCUCCCGCCCUCGCCAUCGUCAGCACUCACUGCCCACCUCUUUCUCUCACAUGCUGACGCCACUGUUCAGGCACUCGUGCUGGCGAUGCUGCUGCUUGCGUUGCUCUCGUCCGCCCUCACCUCCUCUGCUGCGAGGACCACACAGCACAGCCACCACGCGCUCCCCUGGCGGCGUGCAGCAGCGUUCUACGGCGGGCUGCUGCUGCUGCUGGGGCUGCUGGCGUCUCUCUGGCUGCAACUCGUGGUGCACCUCCCAGCCCACCCCCUCCUCUGGUGCGUCCAUCAGGUCACGGCCCACCCCACCACCCACGUGCCUCUCUGCCUCUACUGGCUGCUGCUCCUCCUCCUCCCCCUGCCCUUCCUCUCCCGCCUCGCCUCCUCCUCCACACACACACCACCGCCCCCCUCCCCUCCACCGCCUCCCUCCCCAGUCGCACUCCCUCCCCCCGCCGCACCGUCCACCCCCUCUCCACCGCCCUCUCCCCUGCCCUCUGCCCCCUCUGUGCCGCACGUGGUGCUGCGCAAGGCCUUCCACCUGCUCGCCCUCGCGCUCUUCCUGCCGCCCCUGCUGCUCCUGCCCGCCUUCCUCCGCCUGGCCCUGGGGGUGGCGCUCUUCCUCUUCCUGCUGCUGGAGACCGUGAGACAUCAGCGCAUUCCUCCCCUGCACAGCUCCAUAGAGGCCUUCAUGCGUCCCUUCACGGACGCCCGUGAUGCUGGCACGCUCAUUCUCAGCCACUUCUCUCUGCUGCUCGCCUGCAUGCUGCCGCUCUGCCUCACCCCGCCCGCCCUCCUCUCCUCUUCGCACUCUCCAGUCCAAGCCUGCCACGUGGCACCGUUUGCUGGGCUGCUCAGUGUUGGCAUCGGCGAUACCAUCGCGUCGGUGGUGGGAGUGCAAUGGGGGCAGCAUCCGGUGGCGGUGGACUCGCCCAAGUCGUGGGAGGGCACGGCCGCUGCUGCCGCCGCCAUGCUGGCCGCCUCGCUGCUACUCACCGCCCUGCUGCCGCCGCCCCUGGCAGCGGGGCAUGCUGCUGCUGCGGCUCAGCCAUCCAUGUUUGCUUAUCUACUGCAGGCGCCAGUGACUGCAUGCGGGGUGGCGUGCCUCUUCUCUGCGCUGCUGGAGGCCUUCACCCAGCAGCUCGACAACGCCUUCAUCCCCCUCCUGCACUUCUCCCUCUGCUGCCUCUAGGCCCCUGCAGUCGUGUGCUACACGACUGCAUCCAUGUGCUACACGACUGCAUUCAUGUGCUACACGACUGCAUUCAUGUGCUACACGACUGCAUUCAUGUGCUACACGACUGCAUUCAUGUGCUACUCGGCUACAUUCAUGUGCUACACGACUGCAUUCAUGUGCUACACCAUAGAACAUUGGUUAUUGUGUCA